UUCUAAAAAACAAAAGUUCACAGAAAAGUGUCACGGUCCUGUCACUCUGUCAGUCUGGGUUUUUGUCUGACAGGACCAUGGCAUCAUCGUCCCAUGUCUGUCUUGUGUUUCGUUGUCUGUCUUUGUGUGAGCGCAUGGUUUCGUUUGUAUUCCCUGCCGUGUGCUCUUCGGUCUGUCUUGUUUCAUGUCUGCAGUAUGGUGUCUGGGACUGACUUCCUGUCUGGUUCGGUUUCAGUCUGUGUUGAGAUCUGGAAACUUAUGCUCCAUGUCUGUCUGUUAUUGAUGUGGGUGCAUCACGCUUAUGUCAUCUUGGCAGCAUGCACAUGCGUCAAUAGUUUAUGUCUGUCUCUUGUGAACACGGGUGCGCCUUGCAUUGCACUCGUGUUGCUCUGCGUGCCCGGGUUGCGAGCUGUUUUCACGUUGUGCUGAGGUUAGGUCAUUUUGGUCUGAGAUUUCGGGUUAGUGUGUGGCCGAACUCUUGCACAGGUGUCCUGUCUUGUUUUUGUUGCCUGUUGUAUGCGCUCAGGUUUAGUUUAGAGUGAGAAUACGUGGCAUCGCUUUGCUUGGCGUUGCUACGUAUUCUUGCGUCUUGUUUGUCAGUUGGCAUGGGCGUAUAUUGCCUUAUUGUCUUGGCGAUGUAGGCUCAUGCCAUUCAGGUGUUUUGUUGUCUUGUGAGAGCAAGUGGCUUUGUUUUGUUUCUGAAUCGCCGAGUGUCUCUCUGUCUUACAUCAUACCCCGCCUCCUUGUUUGCCAUAAUUAGUUUAUUAGUCACACCUGCCCUGUCUUGUUAACCUGUUGAUUUCUCUCCCUAUUUUAGUCUCCUCAUGUUUGCUGUCCAGUACCAGUUCAUCUUGUUUCUAGUCUGUGUGCUUAUUUGUUCCAGUUGGUCGGUGUCAUCAAGUCAGUCUUGUAUGUGUUUGGUCUUGUCUCAAGUCAGUCCUGUUCCUUGUUCAUUCCCCCAUCCCUGCCUGGUUCAGUUGGUCCUGGGUCAAGUUUUUCUCCAGCUUGGAUUAUGUUAUUGUAUAUAUAUUAUAUGUUUGAUUUUUUUUCCCCCUUGUGGGAGUUUUGGUUUGGCUUUUCCCCUUUUGGUUAUAUUAAUAAAUCCUUUAUUUUUGUUUUUUAAAUCUGCAUUUGGGUCCUGCCUCUGCACUCCUGUCAAAGUCAGGAAUGAAUUUAUAUUUGAAAAUAAUGUUUUUAAUAUUCUUGUCAUGGGGUGCAAGACUUACAGCUGUCACAGAAAUGCAAACAGAUGUACAUAUACAAAUUUACCUUUUAAAUGUAAGAUUUUGAGAAAUGUUUAACCCUAGUAAUGUACUUAAAUGUAAGUAAUUUAAUUGGUGGUCAGUAACUCUAUUCUGAUUACAAGAAUUUUAAAUGUGAUGCGUCACACUACUUUUAACUUAAAAGUAAUUAGACUACAGUUAUUGAUGAGUUUGUAGUCAGUUUACACCCAACACUGUUCAUAUACAUGCCAUUACAUUGCUCACGAAUUCACAGAAGUCAAUGCAGAUUUAGAAAAACAUGCACAAGUAUUAUUUGCUUAUUAUUUGUACUUUAAUGCCACUUAGUCAUUCUAUUCUGCUUCCUGUCUUUUGUUAACCUUCUGGCUCCGUUCUUCCCAUAUCUUACAUUUGUGCUCUUCCUUGCAUGAUAUUUGUACCAAACAAAUUAUUCAUCAAUUUCUCUUUCUCUGUCACCACCUGUAACUUGUUUUCUUUCUGCUCACACAGCAAUCUGAUGGUUAACACUGUUAGGCUGGAAUAAUAAGACUCAGCCCUAUCAGUCUCUAAUGGCCAUUAAUUAAUUGAGACGAUUACAAUCCAGUUUUAAUUUCACAGACAUUACUGUGCACUGCCCUUAGACCCUUUUGGCUUCUCCUUGCCCUUUUUUUCUCCCAACAUCAACAUCCACCCACCCCACCCUUUCCCAAUUUAAACAUCUGAAGAUUAGAAGAUGCUUUUUUUUUUCAUUUUCUUUCUUCCUCUUCUACUUGACAAGACAAGAAUUCAAAUGCUCAGAGUUCAAUUAAAUCUCAAUGUUAGUAGUUCCUUUUGACUAACAGAGAUAAGUGAGAAAGUGAGGAGAAUGACAUGCAUUCUAGUGAACUUCAAAAACAACUGGUAAUAUUGUGCAACUCAUUAUCAUGGUGACAUUUAGGGGACGUGACAUCGUCGCUUUGAUGUCUGUUAGUAUCAAUGUCACUGUCACUCAGAAAAACUCUCCUCCAUUGCAUCGCUCUCUUCUGAUCUUUAUUUUUAUUUUGUACAGCAUUGAAACUUACCUUGAAUCAUCUCUUCAUUUCAAUCAAAUAAAAAGCCUAAUCUACUGAGUGUAUGAGAAAAUCUUUUUUUUUUCUCUGUGCAGAGACAACUUGGUCUCAGUUUUUGGAAUCAGUUUCAUUUGAAAGCUGGUACAGCAAACUUAUUAAAAUUUGAAAGGAUGAGCUGUUCAGUUAUUACAGUAGUUCUUUAUGCAGCACAUAUUUCCAGUUCAUUUGUCUCCCUAACGGAAACAUUGCAUUACAAGAGGAAAGAAUCACAACUUUACAUUGGCAGGUUUGAGGAUAUAGAGCAGUCAGUCGGGAUUUUAAAAAAUGUAAUUGAAGAUUGGCUUAGACAUUUUUACUACAUGGGACCCAGCAAAACAUUUGGCCAUUUUUUUAGCAACAUCAUAAUAAUGUUUGGAAUAGUGUUGGGUUCAAGUCCACCUUAGUCGAGUCCGAGUCAAGUCAGAGUCUUUAAACAAUCGAGUCCGAGUCAAGUCCGUGUUCAAAAGGGGUAGAGUCGGAUUCAAGACCGAGUCCAUAACAGGCAGAGUCCGAGUCGAGUCCGAAUGAAUCUGUUGAAGAAUCUGGAUUAAAAUUGUAACUGUAAACUCAACAUCAAUAUUUUAAGCUUAUUUUAACCUUCACAACUAAGAAAAACAAUUUGUCAAUAUAAAUGCAAAAAAAAAAAAAAGAAAUGAUUAGUAUCCUGCUGAACAAAUUUCUGUGGUUUCAGAAUGAAAGCAUAUGCUUUAGGUGUAUGAAGACAAAACUGUCCUUCAACACACUUCUUAUUGCGUUCUGUUGACAUUUCAGUUAUUUGUUGCUUUCCCCCUCCACUCAAACAUACACCAAAGAAAGUGAAAGCUGUGUUAGUCAUUACAACCAGAGUUAUUAUUAUUUCAAAUUUUCAUUUAGUUUUUAUUUCUAUUCAAUUCAAAUUAGUUUAGUUUUAUCUAAAAUUAUGGGUGAAAUACAUUUAAUGUAAUUAAUUAAAAACUUUUAAUGUGUUUUAUACAUUUAAUAAAUGGUAAUAUUAAAACAUUUAAUAAUGCCCAUAAAAUUUAAUACAACAACAUAAAAUAAAAACAGAAGAGAUCAAAUACCAUUAAAACAUUUUUUUUUAUAUAUACUACAGUACCACAUUUCACAACUUUCAGUCCUCCAGCUGUGUCUAGGUGUUACCUACUUCCCUAAAGUAAAGAUAAAAUUUUUGACAAACUCAUCUUGGGCUGACGUUUCAUUCUUUUCACAUUAUAUUUAUUAUGGAUAAUAGGUGAAUAGAGACUUCUCCCCUCACUUGUGUUCUUCAUUGUAUUUUCUAACUUUUUGCCAUUGAAACGCAAGUGCCAGCUUUACAGUGAGAGCUGGAGAUGGAUUAAAAGGCAAGCCAGAUGACAGAGAUGGAAGAGAGACUCCUGGGGCUGGCUGUCUACUAUAGAAUAUUUGUGCCUAAUUAUUCGGACGUCACCAGCCCGCUGACUGAUCUCACUAGAAAGGGAGCCCCAGACCUGGUCCAGUGGACGAAACCGUGCCAACAGGCUUUUAUGCAAGUGAAAGCUGUGCUUUGUGGGUGGGCAGUUGUUAAUUUCUGCUGAUUUUUCUCUCCCUUUUGUGUUACAGACCGACACGUCGGACAGAGGGUUGGGAGCCGUGUUGUCCCAGCUGGUUGAGGGGGAGGAGCGCCCAGUGCUGUACAUCAGUCGGAAGCUUUUGUCGAGAGAGGCAAGGUACAGCACCAUUGAGAAGGAGUGUCUGGCCAUCAAGUGGGUGAUCCUCACCCUUCGCUACUACCUCCUGGGACGGGCUUUAACCCUCUGUUCAGACCAUGCCCCGCUCCAGUGGCUCCAUUGCAUGAAGAAUACCAGUGCGCGGAUCACCUGUUGGUAUCUGGCUCUUCAGCCUUUUAAGUUCGAUGUGGUCCACAGGCCGGGGGUGCAAAUGGCUGGAGUACUGGGCAGGCCGGGUGGUUCCCGGCCUGAGUCGGGCGAUGGGGGUAUGUGGAAGUGGGGGCAUGGUUGAGCGCCGGCUUGUGAAUGGAGAGGGAGAUUGGGAGAUGAGAACGCUCUAUGACGGUGCGUAAGGGAAAAAAGCUCACCAUCUCCAUCCAGGAACACAUGGCCAUAGACGUCUGUCCCGGCCCCAUCCGACCAAUUAGACAGAUCUCUGCCUAUUUCCCUCGACUCUCCCCAACCGCUGUCUCUCCUAACCCUGCUGCCUCUCCAUUGGCUCUCAGCCCGGGAGGUGGGGCCUUGGGGGGAACGAGUGGAGGUCUCUUGUCCCCUCUGCAGGCAGGGGCAAGAGGAGGGGGUGGGACUCUGUCAGCAGCUAGCAGCAUUGAGACAUCAGUGGACAUCUGCAGUUCAGACAGCGAUGAUUGCACGGCACUGGGGACAUUAGAAUUUGAACUGAGGUAUGAGAGAGCGACAAGUUCACUUCACUGUACCAUCAUCAGAGCCAAGGGUCUGAAACCUAUGGAUUUUAAUGGUCUGGCAGAUCCUUAUGUUAAACUUCACCUUCUCCCAGGAGCAUGCAAGGCUAAUAAACUCAAAACCAAAAUAGUACGCAAUUCACUAAAUCCAGUUUGGAAUGAGACUCUGACAUAUAUUGGCAUCACAGAAGAGGAUAUGCACAGAAAAACCCUGAGGUUGUCAGUGUGCGAUGAGGAUAAACUGACUCAUAAUGAGUUUAUCGGGGAGUCUCGUGUGGCCCUAAGACGUGUGAAACCAGAUCAGACGAAACGUUUCUACACUUGUUUAGAACAUCCACCACCUCUUCCUUCCCCGACAGCCAUGGGAGCAGCCCUGCGAGGGAUUUCCUGUUACCUAAGAGAGUGGGAGAAUGAACAGCUGACCAGUUUGGAAGAAAGAGGCCGCCUGUUGCUUUCACUGCAGUUACUGCCCCCGCCUGCAGAUGGAGAAGGAGAGGGCCGGCGAGGGGGCUUGUGUGUCGGAGUGCAACGCUGUGCCCAUCUGGCCGCCAUGGAUGUGAAUGGUUUCUCAGAUCCCUAUGUCAAAAUAUAUCUGAAGCCAGAUGUGAAGAAGAAAUCCAAACACAAAACCGCAGUGAUUAAAAAGACCCUUAACCCGGAAUUCAAUGAGGAGUUUUUCUAUGAGAUCGCUCUAUCUGAACUGGUUCAUAAGACGCUGGAGGUGACAGUAUGGGACUAUGAUCUGGGGCGAUCUAACGAUUUCAUAGGUGGUGUGUGCCUGAGCUGUCAUGUUCAAGGAGAUGCUCUUCGCCAUUGGAUGGAUUGCCUGAGGAACAAAGGUCAGAGGGUGGAGCGAUGGCACAUUCUGACCAAUGAGCUGCCUCAAACCACCUGCCAUGAUUGAGGAAGUGGCCUACCAGGAAUGAGGAAAUCAGUCAGUUAUCAAUGUGAAUGUUGUGGGGUGGACAUGGGUAUGAUUAUACAAGCUAAGAGGUAUAACUAGAGGCCAAGAUGUUGGAAGUAAAUUACACUCUUUGUGCUUUUUCAGGGGAGGGUGGAGGAUGGGCCACCAGUAAUCUUUUAACUUGGUGUCUCUCAAAGUGACUCUCCGCCCCUUUCACCCACUUUCCUCUCUUGCUCAUUGCUGCACAUUUUUUACACAUUUUGUAACGUCAAAGUGAAUUUUACUCUUAUGAAAUCUUGUGUAACACAUCUCUCUUUUUUGACUGACUGAUUACAGUGUAUAUUUAUUGUUAAGUGCUUUCAUAAUGCUUGCAGACAAUGCUAAGAUGCAUCUUGAACAAAACAUGGGGAUGCAUGUAAACUGCCUGCCGUAAACUCAUAAAAAUGAUAAACACACAUUGUAUCACCAUGACAACACUGGAAGGUCCUUAAGGACCAAUACUCUCAGUGGUGUCAGUCACAACUGAACUGAAUACAAUUACAUGAGCAGCAGUUUUAUGUGUACUACUAAUAAUAUAUGAUCCAUUUUGUAGCAUGAUGCAAUGUUUACAUUUUUUACUUUGCAAAUGUGUUUUCCAGUCUCAAAUUUGGCAGUUUUCAAUUUCCAGUUGUUACUUUUGUUUAUAAGGGGGUUUCAUGGAUGUGCUACAAUUUGAUAUCACAUAUGUUAAUUGAUAUAUUUUUGGAAUCUAAUCUUUAUAUGUGCUAUAUAGGACUAUGCGGAGUGUGUCUGCAUGCGUAUGCGUGUAUUGUCUGGAUGUUUUGUACCAACAAAAAAAAAGUGUUGUAUUAUUGAGGGUUUGUGAUUCAUAUUUAUAUGAAGUGCUCAUGUACAAUUUGGAAAUACAUUUGAAAUGCAAUGUGUGUCAUUUGCCUGCAUCCUCUUGGAGUAAGCUUGGAAACCUACAAUCUGCAAUUGCUCCGGCAAAAAGAAUCUAUCAUGAUACACCAACAAAAUAUAAGCCUACUUCAACAAAAUGAUCUCACUCACAAAGUUUGAUUGUGCCAUUGUUUUAGCGCCUGUGAAUUUGUGCAUCUUUACUGCAAAAAGACAUUUUCUAAUAGGGAUUCCAGACCUGGACAAUAAUAUCAGUCUCUCUUCUUGCAAAGGACCACAGCAGCACUGCCUCUCUAGUUCUUCAACAUGCCUCUUGCUAAGCGCUUGUGAGUAAAUGGUAAUUAGAGAGCCAAUUAACACUGAACACACAGAGCUAAAUGUAUAAGGCUUUCUGUAUCUGGCCUGGUUAAGUGGCAUUAUCAUGUAAUGUACCUGAAAGUUAGAGCAAGUAUUAUAAAUUGAGAAGCCUUAAAACUAGGGCUACUUUAUCAGACAAAUUAUUUUUUAAGUCAAAUAGUUUUAAAAGAGAGGAGCAUCUUUUUACAUUUAUUGAAGAGUGUAAUUUCUGCACCAAUAGCGUCAUCAAAGGAAAUGAUACAAAUAAUGACUGCUGAAACACCACUGUUGUCUUCCAUUUUUGGCAAUCCCAUUCCAAACUAAUGUGUAUGGUUGAGCAAAUGUUGUUAUGUCGGGCCUAAUUGGGCUGUUCAAACAAACAGACUGCAAUUCCAUUUGGUGCAGUAAAAAUUACACACUUUUCCUUUAUGUUCGUAAUGAGGCUAAAGGGGCGUUCACACAGACAGCAAUUAAAUUGCUAGAGGUCACAAAGUGUCUGUGCUUUUUAUUGCUGUAGGUGUUCCUACCCAACAGUAGUACCAUCUGUAUAAUUUCGUUAUUCAGUCUGCACUCUCAUUUGUAGUCAACUCAUCACAUUGGCUUUCUAUUUGCAUAAAGUUGAACUCUGCUCAACUUUUGUCACAUUCGCCAACUCAUUGAAAAUGAAUGACUUCCAGUCACUUUGUCACUGCAAAUCUCAUUUUAAUGUAAAUGCUUCUAAAAAAAAAAAAAAAAAAAAAAGUGAAACCACUCCUUAAAGCUUUUUUAAUUGCACUAAUGAAAUCCUAAUCCAGAUAAAACUCAUUAGAAAAAAGUUCUGUACAGCCAAGUGUUUUUAAACGUGUUUAUCUUCUGCAUUAUGUCUAGAGGUUUAAGUACAAAUAAAAUGCCUUUCAGCAUGAACAUCUGCUCCGAACUCAUUUCAACUUUGUUAUCAGAUGGUGCGUAGACACAGUAUAGUUUAUAACUUUGUUAGUGUAGCAAGCUCAUCCACCAUACUUCGGUUUGUAUUAGCAUAAUAUCACUACUCUUAUCUACUCAUAGAACUUGUUUCUAUGUUCUACAGAAAUAAUAGUAGUAUGGUUGUAUGUUAUUCUGAACAUACUGUUGCAUUGGAGGUUACUUUGUCCAAAAUGUCAAAACAAUGCUCAGCAUUGCCACCUAGUGGGAACUUUCUCUCAUCAAUUUUUAUGCAGAUUUUAGUUCAAACACAUUGUCUGAAAUAUCUGGAAUAUCAGAUCCCUAGCUAGUACCCCUAGCAGGUCACUUCUGGUCAGACUUCCAAGAUCUCCCUGUUAGAACAUGAAGUAAUCUCUUGAUAAAAAGGAUAGUGGGUUUGUGAAUGUACAACAUAUGUUUGGUAAUGUAUAAGGUUAGGACCUUAAUUAAAAUAGUGUUCUUUAACUUUAAUUCCACAUACAGUUAAAAAUUCUUAUGAUGAUAAUUACAUAUAAAGAUAAAAAGAUAAAAAGAGUAAACACUCGAGAAUAUUUCUAAUCAAACAAUUUAAUUUUGCAGAUUAAAAGAAGCAAUGACAAAAAAACAGCACUGCUUAUAUCUGGUAAUGCUGGCACUUGUUAAUGGUAUUCUACUGGACACAACAGGAACAUAAAAUUCAUUUAAAAAAACACCAUCAAAUACCCUUUAGGACAUACCGGUAGACACUUUUUCUUCUAAGCACAUGAAGAUAUCAUCAUAUGAAGUCCUAUAUUUACUUGUCUCUCAAUCCUGCCGCUGGGGGCCUCGCAGCACAGCACAUUUUGCAUGUCUAAUACACCUGAUUUAACGUAGCUCAGUUCAGUACUCCAUGACCUGAAUUGUGUGUGAAAUUAGAGUGAUACCUAAUGUUCAGUGCUGGAGAGCCCCCAGGAGCAAGAUUGAGAGAAACUUUUAUUUUAAUUGAAGGAAUAGUUCACCCAAAAUGAAAGUUAUCUCAUCAUUUACUCACCCUCAUGCCAUCCCAGUUGUGUAUAAAUUUCUUUCUUCUGCAGAAAACAAAUGAAGAUUUUUAGAAAAAUAUCUCAGCUCUGUAGGUCCAUACAAUGCAAGUGAAUAGUGACCAAAACUUGUGCUCCAAAAAGUAUAUAAAGGCAGCAUAAAAGUAAUUCAUAUGACUCCAGUGGUUAAAUCAUUGUCUUCUAAAGUGAUCCAAUUGGUUUUAGGUGAUAACAGACC
Myxocyprinus asiaticus (Chinese sucker) is the source of this 9006-nucleotide messenger RNA. RefSeq names its product double C2-like domain-containing protein alpha. The transcript is spliced from 12 exons. The coding region runs from base 4333 to 5598 and encodes 421 amino acids. The record is from RefSeq and is a predicted model, not a curated record. NCBI's taxonomy places the organism in Eukaryota, Metazoa, Chordata, Actinopteri, Cypriniformes, Catostomidae.